AUGGCAGAUAAGGACAGUGUCGAGAAGUUCCUUGACAACAACCCACAGUUUGCCAUGGAGUACUACGAGAAGAAGGUCAAAGCGGAUGUGAUCACUGCUGCCUUCAAUAACCAGGUCCAGGUGAAAGAUGCAGCCUCAUACAAGGAUGCCACUAACAUCCAGGAGGCUGCGUUCAUGUUUGAACUCAUCAAAGAGAUGCAGGGCACCAACCCAAUGGAGAAAGCGCUGCACAAAGUCCUCCAGAGGAUUUCUUUGCUGAUCCAGGCUGACCGCUGCAGCUACUUUGCCUACAGGUCCCGGAAUGGCUCUCCCGAACUGUCCACUCUCCUCUUUGAUGUGACAGCCACUUCUCCAUUUGAGAAAAAUCUUGUGAACCCAAACGUAGAAAUUGUGUUCCCUACUGACAUGGGGAUUGUUGGAUGGACAGCACACUCAAAGAAGCCCCAAAAUAUUCCUGAUGUGAAGAAGGACUCACACUUCAGUGACUUUGUGGACAAGCAGACUAAAUAUACCACCAAGUGUAUGCUCUCUGCUCCCCUUAUGAGUGGAAAGGAGCCCAUUGCUGUUAUCAUGGCACUUAACAAGCAAGGCGCUAAUGAGUUCUCAAAGAGUGAUCAGGAGCUCUUCAAUAAGUAUGUCAACUUUGCUGCAGUAAUUGCUCUCCAAGCCCACACAGCAUAUAUGUGGGAUACUGAGUCCAGAAGAAGCCAGGUUUUGCUGUGGUCAGCAUGCAAAGUGUUUGAGGAGUUGACGGAUAUUGAGAGACAGUUUCACAAAGCUCUGUACACAGUGAGGACCUACCUUAAAUGUGAGAGAUACUCUGUGGGACUCUUGGACAUGACUAAAGAGAAGGAAUUUUUUGAUGAGUGGGCAAUCAAAUUAGGAGAUCAGGAGCCGUAUAAGGGCCCAAAGACCCCUGAUGGCAGAGAAAUAAUUUUCUACAAGAUUAUUGAUUACUUGUUGGAAGACAAAGAGGAGAUCAAAGUUAUCCCAAACCCUCCUGCUGACCACUGGGCUCUAGUCAGUGGACUACCAACAUACGUGGCUGAGAAUGGAUAUAUUUGCAACAUGAUGAAUGCCUCUGGAGAUGAAUAUUUCAAGUUUCAGAGAGAAGCUGUGGAUGAAACUGGAUGGAUGAUCAAGAAUGUCCUGUCCCUUCCUAUUGUCAAUAAGAAGGAAGAAAUAGUGGGUAUUGCCACUUUCUUCAACAGAAGAGAUGGCAAACCAUUUGAUGAGAAUGAUGAACAAAUUACAGAAGCCCUGACACAGUUCCUGGGCUGGUCCAUGCUCAACUGUGACACCUAUGAAAAGCUGAACAGGACGGAGUGGAGUAAAGAGGUGGCCCAAGAAAUCCUCAUGUAUCAGACCAAAGCCACACCGAGUGAUGUUCAGACCAUUCUGAACACCCAAGAGAAGUUUGGGAGUACACCUGAAGACUGUGACCAGAAGGAGAUGUACAAACUACUGAGGGCCAAUAUCCCAGAGUCCAAGUCUGUGGAGCUGCUGGAGUUCCACUUUAGUGACUUCCCCUUGUCAGAAUUUGAACUCAUUAAGUGUGGAAUCCGUUGCUUCUUUGAGCUGGGAGUGGUGGAGAAGUUUAAAGUCCCAGCAGAGACUCUGACGAAGUGGAUGUAUACUGUUCGCAAGGGCUACCGUGACAUCACCUACCACAACUGGAGGCAUGGCUUCAAUGUUGGUCAGACCAUGUUCACACUGCUGAUGACAGGUAAGCUGAAGAAGUACUACUCAGAUCUCGAAGCCUUUGCCAUGAUUGCUGCUGGAUUCUGCCAUGAUAUUGACCACAGAGGAACUAAUAAUCUCUACCAGACAAAGAGUGCAUCACCACUGGCAAAGCUUCACAGCACUUCAGUUAUGGAGCGCCAUCAUCUUGAGUACAGCAAAACUCUGAUGGAGGAAGAGACCCUCAACAUUUUCCAAAACCUUCAGAAACGUCAGUUUGAGACGGUGCAGCAUCUUUUUGAAGUGUGCAUAAUUGCCACUGAUCUGGCCCUCUAUUUCAAGAAGAGAACACUGUUUCAGAAAAUUGUGGACACCGUUCAGCCAAUGGCAGAUGAGAAGGAGAGUCUCAACUUCAUCUCAAACAAUUCUACUAGGAAGGAAAUUAUCAUGGCAAUGAUGAUGACAGCUUGUGAUUUGUCAGCCAUUACUAAGCCUUGGGAAAUCCAGAGCAAGGUUGCUUUGAUGGUGGCAGCAGAAUUCUGGGAACAAGGAGAUCUUGAAAGGACCGUUCUUGAUCAGCAGCCUAUUCCAAUGAUGGACAGAAACCACGCUGAUGAGCUACCCAAGAUGCAGUGUGGUUUCAUUGAUUUUGUCUGCUCCUUUGUGUACAAGGAGUUUGCUAGAUUCCACUCGGAGAUCAGCCCCAUGUUUGAUGGACUGAACAACAACAGAGCAGAGUGGAGAGCCCUGGCUGAUGUCCAUGAGGCCAAAAUGAAAGCAAUUGAAGAGGAGAAGAAAAGGCUGGAAGGUGGAGGCCAAGUCGCCGAAGGUGGGAAGUCAAAGACGUGUGUUAUCUGCUAG
Molecule: messenger RNA, 2541 nt
Organism: Lampris incognitus (smalleye Pacific opah)
Lineage: Eukaryota; Metazoa; Chordata; Actinopteri; Lampriformes; Lampridae
Product: cone cGMP-specific 3',5'-cyclic phosphodiesterase subunit alpha'-like
Exons: 22
Coding region: 1-2541 (846 amino acids)
Biological process (GO): visual perception; signal transduction
Molecular function (GO): protein binding; 3',5'-cyclic-nucleotide phosphodiesterase activity
Source: RefSeq, a predicted model, not a curated record